Gaeumannomyces tritici R3-111a-1 is the source of this 925-nucleotide messenger RNA. RefSeq lists its product as hypothetical. NCBI's taxonomy places the organism in Eukaryota, Fungi, Ascomycota, Sordariomycetes, Magnaporthales, Magnaporthaceae. The record is from RefSeq and is a predicted model, not a curated record. The transcript has 3 exons. The coding region runs from base 233 to 589 and encodes 118 amino acids.
CAGAGAGAGAGAAGGUUCGUGUUUCGAUGGAUCGAUAAUCCACCACCAAAAAAAGAACAGCUACACAAAAAAAAGAAGCCACAGAAGAACCCCCCCACGAGCGCCACAUUUUGGAAACCUACCUAUCCUUGGGAACAGGGUAAUGAAGCAAAAGGAGAAGCUCGUAUAAGCCGUGGAAAGAUAGAAAAACACAGGGGCCAGACCAGACUAUAGCCAGCGCACACAGCACAUCAUGAUUCCAAGGACACCACCACCCCUGGCCGCCGCCCGCCUGAGCAUCCGCCGUCCCGCACGUGCUCUCCCAGGCCUCCUCCAUCUCCUCCCCAGGACAGCCCGGCAGCAGCAACAGCGCCGACACGGAAGCAGCUCACCGCAGCCCUCGCACACCUCCAAUUUCUACAAGACCUUUGGCCGGCCCGUCUUCAAGGUCUCCCUCUCGGCCAUCUUCGUCUACCAGCUCGUCUACUGGGCCUGGGUGAAGCUGGAGCAGGACGAGAUCAUGGGAGAACGUCGAGCCGAGAUCGCAGACCUAGAGGCCCAAGUCGAGUCGCUGCAGACCAGUCAAGGCACCGCCAAGCAAGCUAAAUGAAAUCACAAAGCUAUCCCUGGGUUGUGUUGUGGCUGUAUAUUGUCAGAACUCUGUGUAAAGUAGUCGUGGGAGAAGGUGUUGUGAGCAAUAACGUUGAUGUAUUGAUAUAGCCAUGUGAGUACCCAAUUCCCCAGUAUCAGGUACUCUCCUUGGAUUGGGCAAUAAUGUCGUCAAGUCUCGAGUCAAGUCUACGCUGAUGGAUAUCAAAAAGCUAGUAUCUACAACCCCCCAAAAGGAAUAAAAGUGAAAGGACAGACACCUCUCCCAACACCAGGAUGUAAAGGUACAAAUCACGAAGCAAGACACCAAGCAAGCCAACAAACCCAAGAAAGCCAG